AUGGCCAACGUAUAUCGCUCAUUGGAAUUAUUAUUGUCUAAACCUCUAAAUUCAUCUGUGCGCAUCCUGAACAUCAACGUCAAUGUCACUGACACAGAUACUGCCACAUAUAAUGACACGUUUAAUGUUCCAACUUCCUUAUCAUAUUUACUGAUCACAGGAGAUGACAGAUUCAGUAUUCAUUUUACUGAUCCGAAUGGAAACACAUUAUCAUUUGAAAAAAAUCCAUAUUAUUACAACUACUAUUACUACUAUUACUAUUAUUACUAUUACUAUUACUACUAUAAUUAUGCUAUUCCAAUUUCCCAUUUGGUAAAAAGUCCAGCUGCGGGAUCCUGGAUUCUGAAUGCUCAGGGGAAUACGUCACUUUCUCUUCAGAUAUUGGGAUUUACUGGGUUGGACAAACCAGGAACUUGUUCAGAUUCUGACUGCCACCCGAAUGCCACGUGUUCGGAGUUUGGAGGAUACGGGGAGUGCACAUGUAAAGAGGGAUUUGCUGGAGAUGGAAUAUCUUGUAAUGAUAUAGAUGAAUGUCAGGACUAUUACACCAACAACUGUUAUUAUUAUUAUGGUAGUAUUUCCUGUGUGAACACUGUCGGAUCUUACACCUGUGAUUGUUACUCUGGAUUUGAAUAUAAAGAAGAAUUUGGUUGUGUUGAUAUUGAUGAGUGUGCGGACAGAUCUCUCAAUAACUGUGAUCCAGUAGCCAUAUGUACAAAUUAUUAUUAUGGAUCUUACGCAUGUGCUUGUCCCGAUGGAUAUUACGGAGAUGGAUACCACUGUGAGAUCAAUGAAUGCCAACAAGGAACACCGUGUGGCUCUAAUGAAGAAUGCAUUAAGUCCAUUGGAUCAUAUUCCUGUACUGACCCUUGCUCCACCUACACCAUAAUUAAUGACCCCUGGCGCAGUACUUCUAAUACAUACAAUUAUAAUUAUGAUUACUGGUAUUACUGGUAUAACUGGUAUCAUUGUGACAAUGGCCUGUCUGGCUGGUAUCGGUUUAAAGGAGAAUAUGACCAGCAAAUCCCUGAGCACUGUGUACCACGAUCCAGCUGUGGGACUAAUAUCCCCAUUUGGAUGAACGGCUCCCACCCUACAGUCAGUGACGGCAUUGUGAACCGUACAGCUUGUUCCAACUAUUACGAGGGAUGCUGUACAUAUAAUUAUAAUAUUUCUGUGAGAAUGUGUCCUGGAGGAUUUUAUGUGUAUAAGCUACAGAGUCCACCAAUCUGCAGCUCCGCCUAUUGUACAGAAACUAAUUAUACCUGCUCGGGGGUGGACUGCGCUCCGGAUGAGGAAUGUAGAGUUGUGGACGGAGUUCCUGGCUGUAACUGUAAAUCUGGAAUACAACUAGGAAAUCUAGCAGAUGACAUUAAACCACAGGUCACCUGUGGCCUGGAGAAUAUAGAAGUUCGGUUCAGUAAAUGUCUCGUGGAGAAGUGGGGAUAUAGCACUUCAUCCAUCCAUCUGAGAGAUUAUUCCUGCCGAGGAAUCAUUGAAAGAAGUGAUAAAAGUUACAUCAUUUUCAUCACACGGCCAGCAGAUGGCAGUUGUGGGGGAUCCAUUUGGAAUGAUGGAAGUGUUAUCAGAUAUAGAAAUACUGUAUACCUAGCAUCGUAUUCUGACGGAGUGAUUAUAAGAGACGAGAUCCCCAUUGACUUUCAUUGUGAUUAUCCUUUAGACAUGGAGAUCAACCUUCUAACCGCUAUCAGCACCUACGUAGUCUCGGUUAUGGAUGUGGCUGGAACAGCAAAUUUCACAAUAACGAUGGGUCUAUUCCAAGAUUCCGGCUACACCACCCCAUAUACUGACUCCCAGGUGUGGCUGGACACCUCCUCCAUCCUAUAUGUUGGUGUCAUUGUAACCGGAGCUACGAGUUCAUCUCCAUUUGUGCUCGUCAUGAAAAACUGCUACGCCACCCCAACACCUGACAGCUCCUACGGCCCCAGACAUGAAAUCCUUACAAACCAAUGCCCCAACAAGAAUGACCCAACAAUCUCUGUGCCAGAAAAUGGAGUGUCCCUUAAAGGUCGCUUUUCCCUCCAAGUGUUUCAAUUUCUGGGAGGAUUCGAUAAGGUUUAUUUACACUGUCAGGUCGGCUUGUGUGACACCUCCAACUCUUACUGUGCUUCUAGUUGUCCCGCGAUGAGAUCGGCUUCGGUUGACGACAAUAAUGUGAAAAAUAUAACUAUUGGACCUAUAUACCAGAAAGGUAAGACACAUUCUUUAUAA
Molecule: messenger RNA, 2232 nt
Organism: Rana temporaria (common frog)
Lineage: Eukaryota; Metazoa; Chordata; Amphibia; Anura; Ranidae
Product: uromodulin-like
Exons: 11
Coding region: 1-2232 (743 amino acids)
Biological process (GO): neutrophil migration
Cellular component (GO): apical plasma membrane; cell surface
Molecular function (GO): calcium ion binding
Source: RefSeq, a predicted model, not a curated record